Molecule: messenger RNA, 3357 nt
Organism: Heteronotia binoei (common prickly gecko)
Lineage: Eukaryota; Metazoa; Chordata; Lepidosauria; Squamata; Gekkonidae
Gene: PLPPR4
Product: phospholipid phosphatase related 4
Exons: 7
Coding region: 126-2678 (850 amino acids)
Biological process (GO): axonogenesis; phospholipid metabolic process; phospholipid dephosphorylation
Molecular function (GO): phosphatidate phosphatase activity
Source: RefSeq, a predicted model, not a curated record
GUUAAGGCGCCUGCCUCCCGUUCCCUCCUCCUCCUCCUCCUCCUUCUCCGGCUGGCCGCUUCAUCAUGUAGGCAACCGGGGCCCCUUGCCUCUUUGCAUGGAGCAGGGCGCUUGACGUCAGCUCUAUGAAUAUUGCACGAAGAAGCCGGAUUGCGAGCGCGGCGGCGGCGGCUCGAUGUAGGCAAGGGCUCUUUCCCGGCGGGGAGCGUGGCGGGCAGGAGGCGCUGAUCGCCGCCGCUUUGGAGCAGGAGGAGAUCCGGCGCUUCCUGGCCCUGGGCGAGCGAGGCGGCCGGGCGUGCGGGCGGCCGGGCUUGGUGCUGCACGGCGAGGAGGAAGUUCUGGGCUGCGCUUUCCUUCCCCACCGCCAGGGGGCCCCCGGGGAAUGUGACCUCAGCGGCCGGCAGUGGGGCAGGAGCCGCGGGAGGCUGCCGGGGAACUCCUGUGCCGCCGCCUCUGCCGCCAACUCGCUGCCGCCGCCGCCGCCACCGCCGCCGCCCGCUGCCCACCUCCUGCCAGCCAGCAUGGCUGCGAAGGAGCGGCAGAAAAGCAAAGUGACCAAGGAGAGCGUCACCCUGUUGCCUUGCUUUUAUUUUGUGGAGUUGCCCAUACUGGCAUCUUCUGUUGUUAGCCUCUAUUUCCUUGAGCUUACGGAUGUCUUCAAGCCCGUUCACUCUGGAUUCAGCUGCUAUGACAGGAGCCUGAGUAUGCCCUACAUCGAGCCUUCACAAGAGGCUGUUCCUUUCUUGAUGUUGCUCAGUUUGGCUUUUGCUGCACCUGCCAUUACAAUCAUGGUGGGAGAAGGGAUUCUCUACUGCUGCCUUUCUAAACGUCGAAAUGGAAUUGGAGCUGAGGCCAAUAUCAAUGCCGGUGGCUGCAACUUCAACUCUUUCCUUAGGAGAGCAGUCCGGUUUGUUGGUGUCCAUGUGUUUGGCCUUUGUGCCACAGCUCUCAUUACAGAUAUCAUACAAUUGUCAACAGGAUAUCAGACACCAUACUUCCUGACGGUAUGCAAACCUAACUAUACAUCCCUAAAUGUAUCCUGCUCAGAAAAUUCUUACAUUGUGGAGGAUAUUUGCUCAGGACUUGAUCCUGUUGUCAUCAAUGAUGGAAGAAAGUCAUUCCCUUCAGAACACGCUACUCUGGCAGCCUUUGCAGCUGUGUAUGUUUCAAUGUACUUCAAUUCUACUUUAACCGACUCCUCUAAACUUCUGAAACCACUUCUAGUCUUUGCGUUUAUCAUCUGUGGGAUUAUCUGUGGACUAACUCGCAUCACCCAGUACAAAAACCAUCCAGUUGAUGUUUACUGUGGCUUUUUAAUUGGCGGCGGAAUUGCUCUUUAUUUGGGCCUUUAUGCUGUGGGGAACUUUAUGCCAAGUGAAGAGAACAUGCUCCAUCAGAACCAGCACAGAGAACCAUUAAGAUCUUUGACUGACCUAAGCCAAGAUGCCAGUAGAAUUUUGCCCGGUAAAAAUGGUAGCAAUGAUGCUAUCUCCACUCAUCAUGCUGAGAGCAUGUUAAAUAGGAACCACAGAGAAACUGGAUCCCUCACUAACCUCAAAAGAGCAAAUGCUGAUGUAGAGAUUAUAACACCACGAAGUCCAAUGGGAAAGGAGAACAUGGUAACUUUCAGUAACACUUUGCCCAGAGUCAAUACACCCGCAAUGGAAGAGUCAGCUCGUCGGAAUGCAACUAUUCACGCAUCUAUGGAUUCUGCCCGCUCAAAGCAGCUUCUUUCCCAAUGGAAGAACAAGAAUGAAAGUCGUAAGUUGUCCCUGCAGGUAAUAGAGACAGAUUCUGGACAAUCACCACCAAGAGCAAUUGAAAUGAGAUCAAGCUCUGAGCCCUCCAGAGUAGGAGUUAAUGGGGAUCACCAUGGGCCUACCAAUCAGUACCUGAAAAUUCAGCCUGGUAGUGUGCCAGGCUGUAACAGUGCUGGUCUUACUGGUGGGCCAAGGGUUUCUAUUCAGUCACGCCCCGGUUCUUCACAGCUUGUGCAUAUUCCUGAAGAGACACAGGAGAAUGUCAACACAUCUCCAAAAACCAGCACAGCUAGAGCUAAGUGGUUGAAAGCUGCUGAGAAGACUGUGGGGUGCAGAACCAACAGCCAGCCAAGAAUUAUGCAGGUCAUAGCCAUGUCCAAGCAACAAGGUGUGCUUCAGGGCAGCCCUAAGAGCUCUGAAGGCAGUACAGUCACCUGUACAGGAGCCAUCCGAUACAAAACCUUGACAGACCAUGAGCCAAGCGGUAUAGUAAGAGUAGAGGCCCAUCCUGAAAAUAAUAGGCCUGUAAUUCAGAUGCCAUCGGAAGGGGAAGGGAGUGGUUCCUGGAAGUGGAAAGCCCCUGAGAAAGGAAGCCUUCGUCAAACAUAUGAGCUAAAUGAUCUGAACAGGGACUCUGAGAGUUGUGAAUCUUUGAAAGACAGUUAUGGAUCCAGUGACAGAAAAAGAAGCAACAUUGAUAACAGUGAGCACCACCAUCAUGGGAUAACUACAAUAAGGGUCACGCCAGUGGAAGGCAGUGAGAUUGGUUCAGAGACCCUGUCCAUUUCCUCUAGUCGCGACUCCACACUUCGAAGAAAAGGUAAUAUAAUUUUAAUUCCUGAGAGAGGAAGCAGCCCAGAAAAUACCAGGAACAUCUUCUACAAAGGAACAUCUCCAACAAGAGCUUACAAAGAAUGAAAGCUGAUGACUCCAGCCAAGCAAUGCCACUAACAAUCAAUACUGUUUGGUACGAGCUUUUGUGCUCUCUUUAUUUUUGAGCUGAUGCCGAAAUAAUCUUAAUGUGCCAAAAUAUCAACCAUCAGCCUGACUGUUUUUGGAUGUUGCUGAUGUGUAGUGAUUGUGCAUGAGUUUGUGGAUUUCAUGUUGCGGGGGGGAAAGCACAAUGCAAGAACCCAACCAACAGGAAGAGUUUCCUAACAGGUUUUUGGUUGGGGGGUUUGUUUUUGUUUGGAUUCCAGUUAUUUCUCCAAUGGGAAUGAUGUCAACAAUGGCAGUGAUCUUAAAUCUAGACACCUUAUUUCCUGAAUGUGCCAAUGUUUUUAUUUAUAUAGCUACAUAAAUAGAUCCAAGGACAAAUGGGAAAGGGUUUUUUUAACAGCAAAAGCUGUACCAGUGUUGUAUGUUCACCUUUGCGGGUUUUGCACCAAAAUUUAAUUCAAGUUGGUGCUGAGUCUACCUUAACAUUUUUGGAAAACUGACAUACCUGUGCAGCUCUAAAGACACAUGACAUUUUUGACAUGUAAUUCCUUUUCAAGUAAUAUUGCUGAAAAUAUAAUGCUGCCUGCAUUCAUUUUAGAGUAGAAAAAUAUUGACCGCUUUGAUAUAGUGGAUCUUUCACAUUAAAAGGUUGCAAAGG